Molecule: messenger RNA, 1986 nt
Organism: Dermacentor silvarum
Lineage: Eukaryota; Metazoa; Arthropoda; Arachnida; Ixodida; Ixodidae
Product: sulfotransferase ssu-1-like
Exons: 3
Coding region: 5-943 (312 amino acids)
Biological process (GO): sulfation
Cellular component (GO): cytoplasm
Molecular function (GO): sulfotransferase activity
Source: RefSeq, a predicted model, not a curated record
CGUCAUGAAUACCAACCAUGUCUACAGGGAUGUUUGUGGCAUCAACUUCUGCUGGGCAUUCCAGGAGCACAUCAUAAGAGAAGCUCUCGCGUACAAACCGAGGCAAGGGGACUUAUUCGUCGUAUCCUACCCAAAGUGCGGCACAACAUGGAUGCAGCAUAUCGUGUACGCCAUAUUUAACGACGGCACCCCGCCGCCCGACAUGGACGAAUUCAUGCGGAGGUCCCCCUUUCUGGAGAUGAUUGGAGUAGGGGCCGCCGAAUCCAUGCGACGUCCUGGCGCGAUCAAGACACACCUUCCAUUCACCCACCAGCCCUACUCUCCUCAAGCAAAGUACAUAUACGUCAGCCGUAACCCCUACGACUGCUGCGUUUCAUUCUAUUAUCACUACAAGUCAUUCCCUGCUUACUAUUUCACCGAGCAGCCGUUUGACAAAUUCUUCGACAUGUUCGUCGAAGGAAAAGUGGAAUUUGGAGACUACUUUGACCACCAGAUAUCAUGGUACGACCACAGAAACGAUGAAAACGUGCUCUUCGUCACCUACGAGGAACUGAAGAUGGAACCCCGCGCCGGAAUCCUUAAGAUAGCCUAUUUUCUGGGAGAGAACUAUGGCAGAAAACUGCAGGAGCAACCAGAAAUGUUGGACAGGGUGUUGAACGCGUCGAGCAUGAAGACCAUGAAGGGAUUCAACGAGGAAUUCAAGAAAUGGGCGACAAAGGCUGCGGAGAUAUUGGAAGCGACUGGAAGGUACCAGCCGCUGCCCAUCGAAUUAGCGGAAGUAAUGAACGAGCCAACAACGGCAGAAUUUGUACGUAAGGGAAUCAUCGGUGAUUGGAAAAACCACUUCACUCCCGACCAAAUAAGGCGUAUGAAAAACAGGAUAGCCUUAAAAACAAAGGGCAGCACCCUGAUGAGUCUGUGGCAAGACAUUGGCCUUCCGUGAGCAGUGUCUUUGUUUGUUGCUUACGAAUAAGAACAAACACUCAGUAGCUCUGCAUUCCUCGUAUUUUAUGACACCCCGCCUUGCCUCAAUUGCUACGGUGUUCUCCUGCGAAAAAAAAAGGCUUUGCGUUCUUUUGACACCCGCUGCGGUGACAUUUCGACGACGACCAAUGAUUAAGACACUCGUGUAUUUAAAUAUAGGCAACGUUGAAGAACCACAGAUGGUAGAAAUUUUACAGGAGACCCCCAGUGCUUCCAGCGCUGUAGGGUCUCGAUAUUCCACACUAACAUCAGGCUCAUUAAAAAAAGCACGUAUAUGAUUCUUCAUGAGGAUAAAAACUAGCAUAAUUAGUUUUCUGGUAUGUUAACGAGCUCUAAGACGAUGCUGACAUUGAUAUAAACAUAUUUUGGAAGCAAAAAGUAGAUGAAUCAAUUUUCUUUGUUUACAAAACUUGGACCUGGCCCUUCAAACCGUGUCGUAUUUACCAAUAAAAACACUCAUGGAUCUAUUCAUAUAUUAUGCAGCCCACUCAACUUGUACUUUUUUGAGGACGUGUGAAAAAUAAAGGAGACGAUUUUAAGAGCGUAUACUUGCUUGAGGAAGGAAAAGAAGCAAGAUGGAACUAAAUGUAGUGAACAGUGCCUACCCAACAAUUACAGUUUUUAGCGCCAAGAUAUUGCGUCGGAAUUAUUGUCGCACGCGGUGAAGUGUUGUGUCUACGUCCUCUUCCAACUUGCCCUUUCUUUCCCGCUUCGAUAUGAACAUUUUUCAUUCUCCCCACAUCGUGUCCAUCGGGGUUUCGUUGGUCCAUCGUGAGUGGCCAGUGGUGAUACGCAAGAUAAACAUUGAUAAUGAUAAAUUCGUAUUUGAUAAAACGGUGCUGAACUCUUUUCCGGAUAACAUAAUUCUUGUACAGGAACGUAGCAUUCGUCCUGAAUGUUUUGUCUAUUUGUAUCUUGUUUUUUUUUCUUUCUUUCGAAAGAAAUGCCCAAACGACUCGGCUCAUUGUUAAUGUUUAUGUGAUCAUUAAAGCUUGUUCUUUC